Molecule: messenger RNA, 601 nt
Organism: Polyodon spathula (Mississippi paddlefish)
Lineage: Eukaryota; Metazoa; Chordata; Actinopteri; Acipenseriformes; Polyodontidae
Product: gamma-crystallin M2-like
Exons: 3
Coding region: 14-538 (174 amino acids)
Biological process (GO): visual perception; lens development in camera-type eye
Molecular function (GO): structural constituent of eye lens
Source: RefSeq, a predicted model, not a curated record
GUCCACUCCAACCAUGGCUAAGAUAUUCUUCUACGAAGACAAAAACUUUGGUGGUCGUUUCCACGAGUGUAAUGAAGAUUGCUCCGAUCUGAACAGUUACUUCAGCCGCUGCAACUCCAUUCGUGUGGAGGGCGGCUGCUGGGUCCUGUACGAGCGCCCCAAUUACACGGGGUACCAGUACGUGCUGUCUAGAGGGGAGUACCCUGAUUACCAGCGCUGGAUGGGAUACAAUGACUGUGUCAAGUCCUGCCGUGUCUUCCCUAAUUACAGUGGCUCCUACAGAAUGAAGAUCUAUGAGCGAGCCAAUUUUGAAGGCCAGUCGAUGGAGUUCAGUGAUGACUGCGAGUCUGUCCAUGAUCGCUUCCACAACCGUGACAUUCACUCCUGCAACGUGAUGGACGGCUACUGGACCAUGUAUGAGUACCCCAGCUACAAGGGAAGACAGUACUUCAUGAGGCCCGGAGAGUACCGGAGAUUCAGCGACUGGGGGGCAAGCUGUGCCACUGUUGGCUCUUUUAGAAGAAUCACAAAUUUUUAAGAUUUUAUUCAAUCCUAGCUCACAAUGCAAAUACAAAUUAAAAUAAAUGUUUAAAAUACCUCA